GCGACUUAAAAUUUUGUAUUAAGUUAUUUCAGUUUCUGAAUCUAUUUUAUCUGAAUGUAAAUAGUUGUGGAAACCGCCGUUAUAGUGUGUCGCGGUGAAGGUCGCGCGCGGCGGGGCCGGCCGCUCACCUCGCGCUAAUGCGGCGCGCAAACACUGCCCUGGACACUAGCGUUAAGGAGAAGUGUUCCUUGGACUGGAUGCAGCGAUGACACUGCUCAUAAAAACAUAUUAUUAUAUUCCAUUCUCAAUGUACCAAACGAUCUGCCCAUCCAACAUAUUAUGUGCUCAAAUAACGUGACUAAACUCGCGUGUCCGACGAGUGGUCCGCGACCAGCAGCUCACUUUCAUCGCCACGGAGCGAGCACACGGAGCGAGUAGUCGUUUAUCAGAGUGCGUCGGUUUAUCUCGCGUAUCUACCUCGCGGCGCGCGACUUCGCCUUACACACAUGAUAUCACUCCGCCGGUUAUCAGUUCGCGAUUAGAUAGCGCGACGAGCGCGCGUCCGCCGUCCGCCGCACUGACGCGUCGCCCGGAGUGGACCGGCACCACAGCCACCAGCCCUCCUCCACGGACAUGCGGUGCAAGGACCGGCUGCCCGACCUGCGUCGGACAGUUGAGCGAUGUGGAGCUGUGUGUGCCACGAGCGGCACGCGACAGCGCCCCGCUGCAGUGUGUUGUGUUGUGGUGCCGGUAACGCAUGCGCCGCGUGUUGUUGCAGCGCGCGGCCGACGCGGGCGCCGCGCUGCAGCCCGCCGGCGACCACCCGCCGCACAUCGCGCGCAUACUGCAUGAGGCGGAGCGCAUCGGUGGUUGGCUUGAGGAGGUGCAGCGCAACACAGUGCUCGCGCGCAGGCUGCUGGCCGACCCCGCCUUCCACGGCGACCGACGUCUGCAGGAGCAGCUGGACGGGACCGUGACGGCGAGCAACGCGGCGGGGCUGAAGCUGUGCGGCGCGCUGCGGCAGCUGGAGGCGCAGGGCGCGGGCGCGGGGGGCGGGGGCGCGGCGGGCCGCAUGGCGCGCCUACAGGCGGCGGCUGCGCGGCGCCGGCUGCACGCCGCGCUGCACCAGCAGCACGCGCUGCUGGCAGCCGCGCGGCACUCGCAGCUGCAGCUGCUGCGGCAACACGCGCACCUCGUGAACCUGACGCUGUCGGACGAGGAGUGUGAGAGCCUGCUGGAGAGCGACAACCUGGCGCAGCUGUUCGUCGGCAACGUGCGCGCGGAGACAGCGGCGGCGCGGCUGGCGCUGCGCGAGGCGGAGGCGCGGCACGCGGAGCUGCGGCGCGUGGAGGCGGCGCUGCGCGACGUGCGCGAGCUGUUCGCGCAACUGGCCGCGCUCACGGCUGCGCAGCAGGACGCCAUCGACAGCGUGGAGCACACGGCGCUACAGGCCUCCGACCACGUGGGCGACGGACAGCGCCAGCUGCUCAAGGGCUCCGUGACACGCAAGCGCGCGCGCAAGAAACAAGUGAGCCUGAUCAUCUGCCUCGCGUCCGGGUUCCUGCUGGUGCUGCUGGUGCUCGUGCUGACGUAGCGGCGUGAUGUCACGGGCGGGGCUGCGCUGUGGCUGGGAUUAUACAACAUACCACACGUCAUUUUAGCAAUUAGUAUAGCAAAAUAAAGGUAACAAAUAUUAAAUAUCUAUUGUCGUAAGUUGUAUCCUAAGUAACUAUGAUACUUAAUAGAUACGUGUAAUUAUAAUUAUACACCUCCGCCUACCCCUUAGGGGAUACAGGCGUGAUGUUAUGUUUUUUGUGUUGUAAUUAUAAUUCGUAAAGAAAGAGCUAGUCAUAACAAACCUUAAAUCCUUACCAUUAAUAUAAGGAAAUAUUUGUAUACAUAUUGUAAGAAAUUAGACAAUAAAAAAUAUUAUCUUUUC
Messenger RNA from Pectinophora gossypiella (pink bollworm), 1879 nucleotides. Its product is annotated as syntaxin-like. Gene Ontology annotation, biological process: intracellular protein transport; vesicle fusion; vesicle-mediated transport. Gene Ontology annotation, cellular component: endomembrane system; membrane; SNARE complex. NCBI's taxonomy places the organism in Eukaryota, Metazoa, Arthropoda, Insecta, Lepidoptera, Gelechiidae. The coding region runs from base 698 to 1534 and encodes 278 amino acids. Gene Ontology annotation, molecular function: SNARE binding; SNAP receptor activity. The record is from RefSeq and is a predicted model, not a curated record. The transcript has 7 exons.